AAAAAAAAAAAAAUCCGAGAGGAGCUAUUUGUGGAUCUAAGAUUGGAUUUAGGUUCUUAAUUUGUGCAACUGAUCUGAGAGGAGAGAUGGCGGAUGAUUUUCCAGAUUGGACAAUUGAGGAUGUAUCUCCAUAUAUGAAGUACGAGGCUGGAUCUGUGCCUGAGUAUGCGUUUAUUCCGUGUAUAAGACGCGGUGUGGAUGAAGAGCCUCAUCUCACGCCCGACGAAGAGUUGCGCCUCAUGACAAAACAAGUCGCGGAGACCCAGGGUUUUGACAUGGAUUUUAAGCAGUUCCGCUGCAUUUUUAAUUACCUACCCCUUGAUUUCAAUGACAACGAUUUCGUCAUGGAACCAGAAACCCCCAGAGAGUUAAUGGAUAGGCUGUCUCUUGGAGCCCUUGCAGGAUACAAUGAUGAACGGAAUACAAGAUAUGAGUUUGUCAAGGUUAUCAAAGCCAAUCUUUACACCACUGCUACUACUGCCGUAAUGUACUUCAUUACCUUUGAAGGUAAGGGUCCUUCCUAUGAUCAGCCAAGAGGAUUCCGAGCUAAAGUCUGCUAUUUUUAUCAUGAACCGCCCAAGUACAUCUCCUGCGAUCUGAUACCUGAGAAGAAAGUUCACUCCAUUGACGCUGCGGAGAAAGAAGAUGCCAAGAAACCAAGAUUGACAGAGGAGCUAUCUACGGUCUAGUACUCGAUGGUGGUGAGAUGCAUGCAAGCUUUCUUUCUGGUUAUAUUUUACCGACUCUAGUUAUAUAUGACGAGACUUCUGCUACUUUUUAUUAUUUGUCUUGUUUGUUUGGUGUUUCUAGACUGCUAAGUUCUGCUCUGCUUUGUUUGCUCAAACUUUAAACUAUGUUUCUUUUGCUGUGGUUUCACAAACAUUUUAAAAAAUGUUUCUCAACUGGUGGCUUUGUUGACUGUGAGAUGGGUUCACGA
Messenger RNA from Camelina sativa (false flax), 937 nucleotides. RefSeq lists its product as uncharacterized. The record is from RefSeq and is a predicted model, not a curated record. Lineage: Eukaryota; Viridiplantae; Streptophyta; Magnoliopsida; Brassicales; Brassicaceae.